Lepisosteus oculatus (spotted gar) is the source of this 6556-nucleotide messenger RNA. Its product is annotated as estrogen receptor beta. Gene Ontology annotation, molecular function: nuclear estrogen receptor activity; steroid binding; zinc ion binding. The record is from RefSeq and is a predicted model, not a curated record. Lineage: Eukaryota; Metazoa; Chordata; Actinopteri; Semionotiformes; Lepisosteidae. Gene Ontology annotation, biological process: regulation of transcription by RNA polymerase II; estrogen receptor signaling pathway; cellular response to estrogen stimulus. Gene Ontology annotation, cellular component: chromatin; nucleus.
UACAAGCAAAAAGGGCUGUUUGAGCAUCUCGGAGAGAGAGGGAGACUGCGCGCAGCCUGAGCCGCGCAGCUCUGAGUGAGACACGCCGUGAGAAUCCUCUCAGCGCUCUCCCGUCUUACCGGUCCUAGGUAGUAGUGCCAGUUAGAGGCUGAUAUACUUUUUGUUUUACUACGCUGUACAGCUGGACACGGGAGAGCGGGACCUGCUGUUGCUCAAGAAGAUACAGUAGUUGUGUACUGUUUCAUCCUCCUGCUGAAGGGAAUAUACCACAGUACAGUGGCCGUUCCUUCAGGUGUGCGAGAAGGCAGCUGAAACCGCCUGUGGCUGUGAAUGGGAAGAUGAGAUAAAGUCACCUGUCUGCCGGCUCCGUAUUCUACAGCAUGGCAAGCUCUCCCAACAAAGAGCUGUCAUUGCUCCAGCUGGAGGAGCUGGGCUGCAGCAAGGCCACUGCAAGGACAUGCUCCCCUGGGAUCAUGACCCCGGCACACUACAGCAGUGCUCUCCCUGCACUGGCCGUAGAGCGCCAUCCGGUGUGCAUCCCCUCCCCAUACAUGGAGAGAAGCCAUGACUACACCGCUGUGGCCUUCUACAGCCCCACACUUCUAGGCUACAAUGGCCACAGCAAUGGCAGCCUGCCUGAAAGCCCCACUGUCAGACAGUCGCUCAGCCCCUCCAUGUUCUGGCCGGCUCCCAGCCACGUCUCGUCGCUGGCUAUUCACUGCCAGCAGUCUCUAAUGUACUCUGAGCCUCCUAGGAGCCCCUGGAGUGAGCCGCAACCCAGAGAGCCAGUGAUGGUAGAAAACAGCAAACUGUCUGUCCGAAGAAGAGAAGACUGUGAAGAUAUUGUGAAUCCGUCCGGGGGUUGCCCGACAGGAAAGAUGGACACACACUACUGUGCUGUCUGCAGCGACUACGCCUCAGGGUACCACUACGGAGUCUGGUCCUGUGAAGGAUGCAAAGCCUUCUUCAAAAGGAGCAUCCAAGGACACAAUGACUACAUCUGUCCGGCAACCAACCAGUGCACCAUUGACAGAAACCGCAGAAAGAGCUGCCAGGCCUGCCGGCUCAGGAAGUGCUAUGAAGUGGGGAUGAUGAAGUGUGGUACGAGGAGAGAGCGUUGCAGUUACCGGGUGGUGCGGCACCGGCGUCUGUCCCAGGGCCAGGAGCCCCCUGGGGGGCGGGCCAGGAGGCGCAGCGAGGGCAGUUUCCCGCAGAUCAGAGAGAUCCACUCCUUUUCUCUCAGCCCCGAGCAGCUCAUGUCCUCCAUCGCUGAGGCUGAGCCGCCUGAUGUCUAUCUCAUGGACUACCCCAAGAAGCCCUUCACCGAGGCCACCAUGAUGAUGUCACUCACCAACCUGGCUGACAAGGAGCUGGUCCACAUGAUCACCUGGGCCAAGAAGAUCCCAGGGUUUAUGGAAUUCAGUCUGUAUGACCAGGUGCGCCUCCUGGAGUGCUGCUGGCUGGAAGUCCUGAUGAUAGGGCUGAUGUGGAGAUCAGUGGAUCACCCUGGGAAGCUCAUUUUCUCUCGUGACCUCAUCUUGAACAGGGACGAAGGCAACUGUGUGGAGGGGAUUGUUGAAAUUUUCGACAUGCUCCUGGCGGCCACCUCCAGAUUCCGCGAGCUGAAGCUUCAAAGAGAAGAGUAUCUCUGUCUCAAAGCCAUGAUCCUUCUCAACUCAAACAUGUGCCUGAACUCUGCGGAGAACUCUGAGGAGCUGGAGAGCCGGGCCAAGGUGCUGCAGCUGCUGGACUCGCUGACAGACACUCUGGUCUGGGUUAUCGCCAAGAAGGGCCUGUCCUUCCAGCAGCAGUCCACGCGACUGGCCAACCUGCUCAUGCUGCUGUCGCACAUCCGCCACUUCAGUAACAAAGGUAUGGAGCACCUGUACAGCAUGAAACGGAAGAACGUCGUGCCCCUCUACGAUCUUCUCCUGGAGAUGCUGGAUGCCCAUAUCGUGCGCAGCUCCCAUGUGCCCAUGCCCGCCACCAUGCACCACAGCCCCUCGGAAAGCAUCUGCCCUCCCGUGGCCAGCAACCCCUGUGCACAGCCCCUCUCCCAGUCUGCGGAUGGGUCCAAGGAUACACCCGUGCUGUAAAUCGGAUUAAUCCUUGAGAAUGGACCUUGAGAGCAGCCUGUAUCAAAAACAGACUGAUCGCACUUAAGGUACAACUGUGAAACAGGACACUGCUAACAUGACAGUUGUGUUCAAAAAAGACUAAAUGCAGAACAAAGCUGCAGGUUUCUGAGGUAAAACGCAGCCUUUUACUUAUAAUCCAGACUGUUAUUUCAUAACAGCGAAGCUCUCAUAAUAACCCAGGGAAAAGGUUGAUUUAAGAUAAAGAGUUUACUUUGAGUUACGUAGAAAAUAUGUGACACAUUUUGUCGUCUGCAGGGGGAUUUUAGUACAAAGAAUUCAGAGAAUAUUGUGCCCUCCAGCAUAUUAAAUAGUGCCGGAAUCUUUUUGUACCUGUUCAAAUUAUUCAAGAAGAGAAAUUCAGACUUAUUUUUGAAUGCCUUAAUCCUCCUUCAUCCCUGUUAUUAACCGUAAAUAGGACAGGAGAACAUUGGUGUCUAGGGCAGAAAUACUGUAUGUCAGUAAAAUUAUACAGGGCUUCAUUUUUUCCACACCUUUAAACAUAGGUUUGAUGGAUUUUACGAUAGGUUCUGCACUUUCAGAGUAAUCCUAUCUCUCUCUCCUCUUUGAAAUGAUUCUACUGUGCAUCAGUAAAUCCAUGGAUUCUGUAAAGGAUGAGUUAAAUGCACAUACAAAGUAUCAAUGGUACUGUUUCAGAACAGAAUGAGUAAUCUGUUUCUUUAAGCUGAAACUUGGAAAAUGAGGUGCUUUCUGAUACUUGUGCAUUUAAAAUGUAUUUAUGAAUGUGUCUGAUCCCUGGUGAUUACUGGUCCCAUCUGCACUGCUUAGUAAUUUGAUGCCAGCCUAGAAGGUCAUUACAGAUGUUUUUCCCAUUCAGACAGCAGAAGACAUAAACAGGGAAGCUGGAAGUGUGGUGCUGAGUGCUUCUCAUGUACUGGUGUGGUGUAGAGGUUGGAUCACGCUGGGGUAUCGCAGCUGGAGUUCAGGAAGCAGAAGCAGCAGUACCAAAGUGAACCUCUGUGAGAGGCACUCGUGUGACAAAAUCAUUCCGGCUCUGUUUACUCAGUCGAGUUUCAGCACGCUGCAAGUGCCAUCGCUGAUCUCCUACCACCCAGUUGCACGUCUUGUCCUAUCUCUCUGUUUCUUUGGAACUGUAGUGCAAAUUACAUCAAUUUUAUGGAAAGGUUGAUCUCUGAUUGGCUACCCACCCAUCAGCUGACUCCCUAAGAAAUAUUUGCUUGUUUUUUGAGCGGUGAGAUCUUUGUUACCAUACUCCUUUCCUAAUGCCCCCUCACAUUAGGCUGGAGCCCCUUUUUUAAAAUAGCAUUUGGGACUUCAGUUUCCAACAUUUCACAGUACUUCCUGUCAAUUUCCCUAUUAACUCUGUUGUAUAUGAGAUAUUGCUACUGUACCUUGCUCCAAUGCACAACACCAGGGUGCAUCCACUCUCCCUAUUGGUCAUAUUAAGAAUCAGGAAGGUUUUCAGUGUUUCACAGCUGAGCGGCUUUCAGGGGAGCCUUUAUGCACUUCCUCAUUCUUGCUUCUUUGUUGUCAGCCGAAAAAAAGACACAACUGGCAAUCAGAAACCAAAUGCUAUGUCAGGUGGACAAGUUCAGGACUGCAGGCAGUUUUGGUCUGUGGAACCUGUGAAUAUUUCACGACGGAGUGUAAGAGCUUUUCUCUCAGAGACAGCUGCACGGCCUUCUGAAAAUGGCAAAUAUCCCCCCUAGGAACUUACUGUAGAUUCACUCAGUCCACGAAAGAGGAAAUAACACACCUACGCACUAACUUGCUCUUCACUUUCUCCUUUCUGAACGAUGUAGACGAUUAUUUGAUUCCCAGAAGACAUCGAGGUCUCUGGCCAAACACCUUGCUCAGCUUCUUAAGCUUUAUGGCUCUAACUGGUGUCACAGCACAGACCUCUGUCCCUAUAGUUAAAGAACCUCUUUGCUUCCCCCAGUGAGCUCUUUUCCUAUGUCAUUCCGAGGCACAGCAGAACUCCACCCAGUGCCUCUCAAUAUUCUGUUUGUUGAAGUUUUGGACUGUUAGAAAGAUAUAGUUUGGACAGCCUUUGAAAAACCGCAAGUUGUUACGGAAAAUAAUUAUGUACAUUAUUUUGCAUUAUACAGUUGUUUACAAAGAAACAGUACUAUUUAGCUACAUACUGUAUAUAAAAGGGAAAUUUGAAUGCAAAGGUAUGCAAAGGGUAUGCAUAGCUUUAACAGUGUUUAGUAUAACGUAUUUAUCUUUGCAAGUUAACAACAAACAAAAACAAAGACAGAUUGGUAAUGAGGAUUGUUUGUGCUUCUUGUGUAGUUGGAGUAAUGUACACUCCUAAUGUCACAGAUGGCAUUUGAUGUUCAAUCAUUUUUAAAACCACUCUGAAGCCAGAGGGGAUGAAAUAAAUGGUUUUGUAGAGAAAGAGAAAUAUCCUGAUGUCAGACAGCUCUUUAUUUCAUAAUUGGCAUGCAUGUGCUUUUAAAAAGAUGUCCAAGCCAGCAGUCCUCCCUACCCGUCCCCAUCUGUAGAUAAGAGAUCUGUGGGCCAUAGUUGUGCGGUUAGUUUAUUUCCAGUAAAUGACUCAUUUAUCCUAAAAUGCUUGUCAUGUCAAAAGUUUUGACAGAUGAGUGAAAAACUUCUAGUGGCUGACUUGUUUGUCCAGUAGGACACAGAGGCUUCUACAUUGGUGUGCUUAAUUGCUUAUAGACUGCUAGGCUGGAAAAACACAAUUAUUUUCUUCACAAAGUUAAUGUACUAUAUAGCAUUGAACCUCAAGGUUAAAACAUCAAAGUUUAUUUUAUUAUGUUGGAGGAGGGAAAGGAAACGCACAAUUGUGGUUGUUUUAUCCUGGAGUAAAGUAAUCCACAAUCUUAUCAGAAAAGACCUUUAAUGUUUUCAAAAUGAAAUUAGCAUGGAUUAAAAUACAAAAAAAAAACAUUUGUACAACUUUUUUAUGGAUGGAUUCCAUUAAUAUCAGAACAUUCCUAAAACAGGUGCAUAGUCCUUUAUACAGCAUGCUUUACAGAAGGACACAGCUUUCUUUUCCUUUUUAAAAGCAAAAAUGUUAUGAGUUCUAAAUUGUUGUUGUGUCGUGCCUCAUCCCUGUGAUAAUUGGCUGUAACGACAUCUGUAGGCUCUGUGCACGGCGAGCCAUGUCCUUGAUGAAGUGUAAAUUAUGGUCUGCUGUCAAAAAGGUGUAUAAAAUGUAUCUCAAAUGUUUUCAGCUGCUCUGUUGCAAUUAUCCCACUCAACAGUGAAAAUGAAAAGUGACUUAUUUAAAGCAUGCCAAAGGAUUGAACGAUUAUACCGUCUACUUACUUUCAAUUACUUUGUAAAUGUUUAGAUGUUCUUAUGCCAAUUGCUGCUCUUUCAAAGCAAAAAAAGUGUAUUUUAAACAGUCAAAACCAAAAAUUAGCUAUUUCCUGUGUUUGAUAGAUUGAAUGUGUUAAUCUUGCUGCAUGGCGCAGGGUGAUUACAUUUGUUCAUUUUGAACUUUAUAAAUUUGCCAGAAAUUUUUACAGAUAUAUUGUGGAGAUAUAAAUGCACAAUCAAAGAUUUUAUUUUGAAAUGCAAUGUAAAUGUAUUUUAACUGACCACAAAAUGAAAAAGCAUAAUUUGCAUUUUCAGUGUGCCUCUUGGAAUUAAUAGGCUCAAGUGCAUUACAGAGUAAAAAUGCUGAAACCAUUUCAAUUGUUUCAGGUAUGCUGUGAGUUCUGUCUCAUGUGCAUUUUACAAUCCCUUGACCAGGGGGUUGUGAAAAGCAGGGACUGGAAUGAAACAGCUUGGUAAUGAAGUUGAGAGAUUCCACUCUUCAACUAAAAAUCUGUAUAUUGGUGUUUAAAACAUGCAUUUAUACUUGUCAACAGCAAUUAUUUCCUAGAAUAUAAGGAAGAGGGAAUCAUCUCAGUUAAUUGUUCUGUACCCAGUAAUUAAAAAGCUCUCAAUUUCAUAAUUGGUUGCAGUCUACAGUCUAUGUUGCCUGGUUGAGGCUAUACUAUGCCAUUACCUGAUAGUCAUAACUCCCUAAGUCUUACUAAGUGGACAGGUUUUACCUUUGAAACACUAUUUUUACCUUUGCUUUAUUUGGAAGUUAAAAAGGACAUUAGAUUAUGAUCUAGAGUAAAAAGCUCUGACAGUCAUCCUCAGAGCAACAAACCAUAGGCUUUUAAAAAUUGCUUAGGUGAAUAUUGGAAAUGUAUACAUAAUAAAUAAAACUAAUUCCAAGGAGCAUAUUGAAAUUGUUAACCUUUUGAAAGAAAAAUGCCGCAACUAUAUUUUUGUGUACUUGAAGAGCAAACAGCUUACUCUUUAUGCAAAUCCUGACAAUGUUAUUGGCUCUGAUGUGUUUUGUUUACACUUUUGACUUUUAAUUUUUUUCCAGCACUGAUGUGUGUUUAACUAGAUGUACAGUAUGUGCACACACAGGUAAAUGUUGAGGAGUGAAAUAAAAAUUUUAAAAA